This is a messenger RNA of Suillus paluster, 968 nucleotides long. RefSeq lists its product as uncharacterized. NCBI's taxonomy places the organism in Eukaryota, Fungi, Basidiomycota, Agaricomycetes, Boletales, Suillaceae. The transcript is spliced from 4 exons. The coding region runs from base 41 to 814 and encodes 257 amino acids. The record is from RefSeq and is a predicted model, not a curated record.
UAAGAGUUUUCAUUGUCGUGCUCUUCACUGGCUCAUCUUGAUGGCUUUUGCACCGAAGCCUGGGUGUCCUAUGUGUGGAAUCGUGGCCACUGCAGCGGUUCAUACCCCCGGUCAGUCCCCACGCUCACCCGGUGUCCCGGCUACCCCAGAAAUACUUUGGAGAGAUGAAAAUUUUACCGCAUACCGCGAGAAAGCGCAUCCAGUAUCUUCCAACGAUCAUAUAAUUAUAGCGUUCAACCUGCAUGUUCCAUCGAUAUACACCCUGUCUUCCAGUGACUUGCCUCUUCUUGUCAAUGUCAGAAAUAUUGGCAAGAGACUUUUGAGCUCGUCAUUACCACCCUCUUCCCCCCUCUUCUCAUCCAGUAAUAGUUCCGCACCCUCGCCACCUGUACAACGCACCGAAUCUCAGUUCCGGAUUGGCUUCAUUACUCCGCCUUUCAAGGAUAACAAGAUUCCUAUCACAGAUCAUCUUCAUGCACACGCCUAUCUGGCUCCUGCCGAUCAGCUUGGUUGGUGGAGAGGUGUCGCCUACGGUCCUCUCGCGUGGUACGCUAUCGAUGAUUUGAUUGCUGAGAUUCGGGAGUCAGUCUCGAAUAAUCGCGUUAAAUCCGGAUACGAUAAUCGGAUAGACGCCCCGAUAGACAUGGUCCCCGAGGCUGGUGCGCGAACUGGUGCUGCCAAUGGCGACGAACAUACCACUUCCAGUCUAGCUGUCCCUGACAUUGAAGAUGGCCUCGCGUCCUUUAACCCUUCUAGCCCCAGAACUUCCUCUGCCUCUAGUUCCAGUGGCCACAUACCCCAUUUACACGUCUGACAAGAAUAUCACUUUCCUCUUUAAAGUGCCGGAUAUGCUUAUCUCACAUCCAUAUCAAGUCCUCGGACUAGACUUCCAUCAUGGACAAGUGGACCUUAUGUAUCGAGUAUUGGAAUUGCUUCUCUAGCCUACUUAAGUACAUACGAUUCAGUGU